GUAUGAUUAACAUAUGAAUAAGCAAUCUAUAUUACUAUAUAUAAUUGCUUUAAGACCAUGACCACGAACCAACAGAAAAUUAGAAGAAAAAGAGGAGGAAGAAGAAGAAGAAAGAUGACAUUGACGUUGUCUAUUUUGACAUUAUUAUGACAUUGAAACAGGCCAACGAAAAACGAAAUACAUGUACAUCAAAACAAAAAAUGAUUUUAAAUAGUUUUUAUUAUUGUGUGUAAUUUAGUUAAUUAAGCUCAAUUUUUUUUUAAUUUUAAACAUGGCAUCUGUAAAAGUAGCUGUAAGGGUACGGCCUUUUAAUCAAAGGGAACUAGAUAUGGAUGCUCAAUUAAUUAUUCAAAUGCAAGGAAAAACUACUGGAAUUUUAAAUAGUAAAGCAAACACAAGAGAUGAAAAUAUUCGUUAUAAAGAAUUCACUUUUGAUUAUUCAUAUUGGUCUUUUGAUUCCGAAUCACAAAAUUAUGCGUCCCAAGAAUUAGUUUACAAUGAUUUAGGAAAAGAAGUUAUAGAUUGUGCUUUUGAAGGUUACAAUGCUUGUGUUUUUGCGUAUGGACAAACUGGAAGUGGAAAAACAUUUACCAUGAUGGGAUCACCUGAAAAUCAAGGUCUCAUUCCAAGAAUUUGUAAAGCUCUCUUUGAAAAAAUGGCCGAAAACUCUAAAAGGGGAACUACUCAUAGGGUUCAAGUCAGUUAUUUGGAAAUUUAUCAAGAAAGAGUAGCGGAUUUGUUGAGAGGCAGAGAUAGUAAUUCUUUAAAAGUGAGAGAACAUCCGAAAAAGGGACCAUAUGUUCAGGGAUUAACCAGUUGCCUUGUUACAAAUUAUGGACACAUUCAAGAAUGUAUGGAGAGGGGUAACUCUCACCGUACAACUGCUGCAACUAAUAUGAACGAUGUCAGUAGUAGAAGUCAUGCAAUCUUUACGAUUACCUUUGUUCAAGCAGGAUAUUGUGAUGGAGUUCCUAGCGAAACUGUAUCGAAAAUUCACUUAGUGGAUUUGGCUGGCAGUGAAAGAGCAGAUGCAACAGGAGCAACUGGACAAAGACUCAAAGAGGGCGCUCAUAUUAAUAAAUCCUUAGUCACUUUAGGAUCCGUAAUAUCUGCUUUAGCGGAAUUGUCCGUUGAUCAGAAUGGUCAAAAAAAGUCUAUUUUUAUACCAUACAGGGAUUCUGUUCUUACAUGGUUACUGAAAGACAGCCUUGGAGGAAAUUCGAAGACUAUUAUGAUUGCUGCGAUUAGUCCUGCAGAUUGCAAUUAUGGCGAGACACUAAGCACUUUAAGGUACGCAAACAGAGCCAAGAAUAUUAUCAAUAAACCUACUGUUAACGAAGACCCCAAUGUUAAACUUAUCAGGGAAUUACGAGAUGAAAUUAGCAAACUUAGAGCACUUAUGUUUUGCGAACAAAGAAGCGACAUGUUGGCACAACUUUAUGAAAAGGAAGCAAGAGAGAAGGAACUUACUGAAGAAUGGACUGGAAAAUGGAGAGAGGCUCAAGCGAUACUCAGAGAACAGAGAGCUCUUGGUCUAAGAAAAGCAGGUCCAGGCGUUGUUUUAGACUCUGAUAGACCUCAUCUAGUUGCAAUCGAUGAUGAUCCUUUAACAACCGGGGUCACUCUGUAUCAUUUAAAGGAAGGCAAAACCACAAUAGGAACUGAAGAAUCUGAAGUCAAACAAGAUAUAGAAUUGAAAGGAUCAGGAAUGGAACCCCAGCAUUGCACUAUCACAUUCGAAAAGGGUAUUGCUACACUAAUUCCUUAUCCAGGGGCACAAGUAAUGCUCAAUAAUACAGUUUUGGAAUCGGCAGCUAGACUUUCUCAAGGCUGUAUCAUAUUUUUAGGCAAAGCUCACGUUUUUAGAUUUAACGACCCCGCCGAAGCAGCCGAGUUACGAAAAGGAGAGAAAACAUACAAUUUAUCCAGGUUGAGUUUGUUAAGUUGGUCUACUCCAGACUUGGCCAUAUCCAUGGAAAAUUUACAAAUGAAUAACGACGAUGAUAAAAACGAUAAUAAGGUGGAAAUAGAGAGUCAGAGACUUCAUUUCGUAAAAGAGAAAGAACAAUUCGAAAAAGAACAAGAAGCCUUCGAAAAGCAACAAGAAGUGUUUGAAAAAAAGAAACGCAGUUUGGAAGAGGCUCAAGCGAAAUUGGAAGCUGAGAAGAAAACAGUUCAAAAGGAAUUUGCACAGCAGACUCGUCAAUUACAAGAAGAUUGGCGUAAUCUGACGGCUCAUCAAAGACAAAAGGAAAUCGAGUUAGAAACGAAAGAGAAGGAAUUGAUUUUGAAAAAGGAAAAAUUGGAGAGAGAACGAAAGACUAUUGUAUCUGAAAUAGAAUGCGAAUGUACGAACCUGCAGGAUCUUAAGAGUGAUAUUUUAGUAAGGCUGGCGAAUGCUUGUGAGUUAGUUUCAUCAAAUGCUAAUGAAAUAUUGUUUCCCAGCCCGAAAGCUAAAUCUACCUUUCAGGAACUGGUUUCUAAAUCAAAUCAAAUACCAUUAUUACCUCAUGAAAAUGAUAGUUUGAUAGAUAUUUUUAACAAUGUUUCUGGAUCUUCUAUCAUUAAAGAUAUUGUUGAUAAGCACAGAAAAGAACUUGCAGAACUUCAAGCCGAGCUAAAUAGAAGGGUUCAAACGUUAUGCGAAAGACAAAGAAGCGUCGAACUGCUAGAUAAAAAAAUUAUCGAUCUCGUCGAUCAACAAAAGUCUUUAACUAAAGACGAAAACAAAAGUGACGAACUAGAAAUUCUUAAACAGGAAUUGUGUAAAAGAACAGAAGAGGAAUUAAAGAAAAUCGAACAAAAGAAACAAGGGUUAACUCUGAACCUAAAAAGAGUCAAUUCCGUUGACAGCCCCGAUUCGUGCGAAGUAAACUAUACAAGUAGCAUAGAAAAAGUACCAGACACUCUUAGCAGCGAUACAACUUACCACACGGCCCCGAAUACGUGUUCUCCACGUUACGUCGAUUCUAAGUUAGAUCCUUUGAUGAGCGAUAGCGGCGUGGAAUUAAGGACGUCUUCGAGGCCUCAAGACGAAAGCGAUCUCUCUAGCAACGAAGAUAAGGUGUUGGUUAGUGACUCACAAUCGACUAGUUCAAUAGAAAAUCGAUCGCCGACAAGUAGGAAAAAUAGGAGACGGGACACAGAAAUAUAUCUGAGAAGAUUAUCUCAACGAAUUGCCCAACAAAAACAACUUAUCGUCAGAAAUUUGGACGGAAAUUGUUUGAAAAUCCAUUUAGACAAUCAAAUAGCAGUAUUGCAAGAAUUACAACGACAAUAUAUGUCACUUAAAUACGGUUGUACUUCAUCUUUAUCUCCAACGUCAGAACAUCCACUACAAGACAUUGAUAGUCCAAGUCCGAUUAGACCAUUACAUACAGGGUCCACUUCUGCUCUCUACUCGCCCGCAUUACAGAACCAGAAUCAACGAAUUUCACCUUUAAAUCAAAAUUUAUACAGAUCAAUGCCUUCCAUUAAUAUUGAAACUGAUCGUGAUGCUAUCGUGUCCAUUACGAGUUUUUUCCUUCGAGGAGCUGGUAGUAAAACUCACUAUGAGUAUGAAGUUAGAAUAAAUACCAUCGAUGAAAGGUGGACUAUUUUGAGGAGAUAUAGUCGAUUUAGAGAUUUACAUAUAGCAAUGAAAGCGCGUUACAGAGACAAAGUCUCAUCGAUUCCUUUUCCGUCGAAAACUCUCUUUUCAAACAACGAAGCUGUAGCUCAAUCGCGAAAGCGUCAGUUGGAAUUAUAUUUACGCAGAUUAAUCGACAUCUGCAAAUGUCAUCCGGCUUGUCCGUUGGCCUAUGGAGGGCCCGUUACCAAAGUUGCCUUGAUAAACUUUUCGCCCUUUUUCCGGAAAGGAGUUUUCGAAAAUGGAAAAUACGGAACAUCAUGAUGGGAGGUUCGGUAUACACCUUUGUUCUUAUACCUUAAGACUAAUUCGAUUAUUUAUGUAGCGAUAUUUUUUAUUAUUAAUUUUUUUCAAUGGCUAGUUCCUUACUCAAGAACAAAACAAAAACAUUAUAUUUAAUUUUAACAGAUAUUAGCAAGAGCAUAGCUCUUUUAUUUUUUAGUUAUUUAAAAUAUUGUUGUUUAGAUUUUUAAAUUAUUUUAUUUCGAUUUCAUUAACAAUCUUAGUGCAUAUCACUUUGAAAGAAUAAAAAUAGUUAAAAAAUAUGUAUUUAUUGCACAGAAUUUGAACAACUUUAAGCUGCUCACUUUAAGUGUAAUAAAUAUAAAUUUUAGUCAUAGUUAUAUGUUGUACGAAUGUAUAUAUUUUUUUCUACGAUCACAUUUAUCGUUAAAGAAUUUUGUAUCUUUCCUAGAAUUAAGAGAUUCGGAUCUUUUUAUUUGAAUGUGUCAAAAAAAUGUCGUUUUUCAGAUAAAAACGUUCGAAUACUAUAAAUUGACAUACUUUAAUUGAGCGGCCGUAUGACUUUUUCAGCCUAGGCCGAAAAACUACCUUAACAACUCUGUUCACGUUUUGACGGGUCUAUUUUUAGGUUAACUUUAAAAGUUUAAAAGGUAAAAUCUUUUAAAUACAAUAACUUUCCUUUAAAUUGAUUUUAAAACAAUAUAAAUUCCAAUGAUAAAAUUUAUUCUUGUUUGUUUCGGACUUUACUUAAUGCAAAUAGGUAUUGUUUAAAUGACAAACAACCAAACUUGGUAGAUUUUCACAAACACUUUUAUUUUAAAAAAUUAAAAUUUCUUCAUGACAAUUGUUUUGAAGUACAACUUCUUCAAAUGUGACUAAUUUACAUUUCUGUGUCUAAUAUACAGUGUGCUUCUCAAAAGUCCCCUCCCCCCUCUUUUCUUUUGAACAGUGAUAUUUAGACUGAUGAAAUUUGGAGGGUGGAAAUGAACUAUUGUAAGCUUCUCUACUAGUGGUAACAGGUGACGUCACCAAGCAACUGAAACCAAUAAUAUUAAAAAAAACCAUCGUAAAUCCAAAAAAAAUAAUACAACAGAAUAGGUGUUCUAAAUACCUUUCAAAUAAGAUGUCACUUGCCAUAAGGUCCCAUUUAAUAUUAUUGGUUUCAGUUGCCUGGUGAUGUCACCGAUGCCUAUUACGUCACCUGUUACCACUAGUAGACAAGCUUACAAUAGUUCAUUUUUACCCUCCAAAUUUAAUCAGUCUAAGUAUCACCGUUCAAAAGAAAAGAGGGGGAGAGGGGACUUUUGAGAAGCACUGUAUAUACAAAGUGAGCUAACUAGUUACAGGGCCGUAGCCAGAACCAAGUUUUAAGUAGGGCAUCCGAAAUUUAAAAUAGGGCACACCUAUGUGGGUGAGUCGAGGGUGUAGGGUAGUAAGAGACGUAUUUUCAAAAUAAGCUUGUAUGUCGUGUUAUAAAUUUUUU
This is a messenger RNA of Psylliodes chrysocephalus, 5354 nucleotides long. Lineage: Eukaryota; Metazoa; Arthropoda; Insecta; Coleoptera; Chrysomelidae. The record is from the annotation of a GenBank genome assembly.